UUGAAGAGACAAUGUGCACUUUUCAAAAAAAAAUUAAGGCAAAUGCUCGUCUAUCAAUAUUAGUAGCGGCACUACUUUUCAUCAAUUUGGGGACAAACAUUAGUCGUUUCAUCACUGCUGAUGGCACGAAGAAGAAGAGUUAGCAAAAGGGUUUGCGCCAUUCGUCGUGUUCGUGCUUCUGAUGGAAGUGCCUUUUUCAAAUGUGAAACAUGUGGGAUGUCUGUUGCUAUUGCCUUGGCUGAUAUGCAUUAUUGUGACUCCAACAAGAUUCAAUUCAAAAGGUUGCUCGGAAUCGUUCCCAAGCGAACUCGCCCAAACAUUCAACAUUUGAUGAAGAGCCAACCCAUUUCGCCGUAUCGCCUUUUUAUGGAAAGCUUCAUGAAGGGUCAAGACAUGGAAAAUUAUAAUAUUGAACUUGAUAGGAUAGGGUUUGAAAAGUGGAAAAAUAUGUCAAAGGAGGAGAAGCAACCCUUUGUUUCUCAUGCUAGAGAAUUGGACAAUAAGCACCAAGAAGCUUUGAAACACGAUGCUAUUGGGAUCAUUAAGAUAAAGUAUGGAGCAGAUUCACCACUGGUUGAGACUCUUUAUAAGACCCAAAUGAUCUUUAGGGAAUCUUCAGCGGAUCACUCAAAAGAAUAAUCUUCCGUUUAAGUAUGACUUGUUAUUUAAUGACGGAAUCAUGAAGCAUGAUAAUAGAGGAUGUUGAUUAGAUCGGUUCAUAUUUUUUGGUGGUGUCAACAUCUUUUAUUUUUGUACUUCCAAUGUGAAUUUUGCAUUUUAUAUAGAAUGCAAACAUUUGAUCGAAAUGGGUGUAAUGUUACUUGACGAAAAGGUGAGAACAAGAGAGGACCUUUAGAAUUGAUAUAGUCUUGGCUUAACUUUGAAUCUAUGAUGGGUGAAAUUUGAGAAUAGAAAUAUUUUCAGAAUCUUUGAGAUUCUCUUCAAAGCAUUUUGACUUGCCUUGAUA
Medicago truncatula (barrel medic) is the source of this 967-nucleotide messenger RNA. RefSeq lists its product as uncharacterized. Gene Ontology annotation, cellular component: nucleus. The transcript is spliced from 7 exons. The record is from RefSeq and is a predicted model, not a curated record. The coding region runs from base 121 to 639 and encodes 172 amino acids. Gene Ontology annotation, molecular function: DNA binding. Lineage: Eukaryota; Viridiplantae; Streptophyta; Magnoliopsida; Fabales; Fabaceae. Gene Ontology annotation, biological process: polar nucleus fusion.